AUAAAAGAAAUGCAAUUUUCAUAUGGGUUUUCCCCCUUUCCAAUUUCCAUUGCUAUUCCUCUCUACAUCGUUUCGAAGAAACUUCCAUUUCACAUUCCGUGACAUAUUUCGUGUUGAUGGGGGGAAGGAGACUUCUUUCAAGAACAUCCAAUUCAUCGUUGUCCGGGAGGAAACAAAAUCAAAAAGAUAAAUCAAGAUGGUUCGCAGAUUCGCAAUCAUCCCCAACCAAAUAAAUUUAUACCUUGAAGGGGUUUGUUGCUUCUAGGGUUUCUUUCGUCCCCAUUUUGGGUGUCAUCGUUUCUCUGUUUCGCUUGAAACUUUUCACAAACAUGUGGUGUGCGUGCACGGUUUGAUUCGGUUUUCGCCACAGGGACAGAGUCAUGGGUUGUGUUUGUUGCAAGUUUCCAUCGUCUUUGUCUGAUGGUGGUAAGAAGAUCAAGCGGAAGAGACGAAAAAACGCCACAGCAGACGAGUUUUCCGAAGUUAUUCCUAUCCCUUCUCACGAUUUCAAGCUGGAGUGUGCCGCGCUUACACGACGGGGGUAUUACCCUGACACCCCGAAUAAAGAUAAUCAAGAUUGUUUCUGUAUCAAAACAAGUAUCCAAGGUAACCCCAAUGUCCACAUCUUCGGUGUUUUCGAUGGCCAUGGUCAUUCCGGCAAGCAAUGUUCAAAUUUCGUCAAGAACAGGCUCAUCGAGAUUCUUUCCAGUGACGAAACAUUGUUGGAAGAUCCCGUAAAAGCUUACAACUCCGCUUUCUCCACAACUAACAACGAACUCCACGACAACCCAGACAUCGACGAUUCCAUGAGUGGCACAACUGCGAUUACUGUCCUUGUUAUAAAUGAUAAGCUUUACGUGGCUAAUGUCGGCGAUUCAAGAGCUGUGAUCUCCGUUAAACCUGACCAUCAAGGUCGUAUAGUUUCUCAAGAUUUAUCUGAUGAUCAAACCCCUUAUAGAAACGAUGAAUGUGAAAGAGUGAAAGAAUGUGGGGCUAGGGUUUUGAGUGUCGAUCAAGUUGAAGGGCUAAAAGAUCCGAGUGUUCAAUCAUGGGGUGAUGAAGAAAGCUCAGGUAGUGAUCCACCACGUUUAUGGAUGCAGAAUGCAAUGUAUCCUGGAACUGCUUUUACACGCAGUGUAGGUGAUAGCCUUGCUGAAAAGAUCGGUGUUAUGGCUGUUCCUGAAGUUUCUGUAACUCAACUCACUCAUAAUCAUCCAUUCUUUGUUCUUGCUAGUGACGGCGUAUUUGAGUUCUUAUCUAGCCAAACUGUUGUUGAUAUGGUUGAUAGAUACAUGGACCCACGAGGGGCGUGUUCUGCUGUGGUUGCGGAAUCAUACAAAUCAUGGUUAGAACAUGAGAAUCGGACGGAUGAUAUAACAAUCAUUGUUGUACAUGUUAACGGAUUAAUCAAUUCCGGCGGUGAAGCUGGCGGAAGUGGUGGCCAACCACCACCAUUGAGACCGGAUGUUAGUCCUCAACAGUCAGAGAUGUAUGGAUCGGUUGCAAGUGAUUUCUCAUGACAUCAUCAUCAUCAUAAUCAUCAAACAAUUUUCAGAAUCACACAUGGGUUCAUGGACACGGGUUGACCCGUUUAAUGGCAUUUUGCCCGUAGGAAAGUACAAGAAUAUGAGAUUAUCACUUGAGUUGAUGGAGGUGGAUGAUGUUUAGGGUUUUGAUUUAAGAAGAAAAAUGUAGCUUAGGUGUAAAUGUAGUUUGUAUGAAGUGUUUGCUGUUGCAAAAUAGAUUCCUACAGAGAAAAUCUAGGGCGAUAUAUAUAAAUGCCACUAUAUUUUGGUAUUUUUUUCAUUUAGUCAUUAUAUUCC
Lactuca virosa is the source of this 1823-nucleotide messenger RNA. Lineage: Eukaryota; Viridiplantae; Streptophyta; Magnoliopsida; Asterales; Asteraceae. The record is from the annotation of a GenBank genome assembly.